Messenger RNA from Lycium barbarum (goji berry), 1080 nucleotides. RefSeq lists its product as uncharacterized. Lineage: Eukaryota; Viridiplantae; Streptophyta; Magnoliopsida; Solanales; Solanaceae. The record is from RefSeq and is a predicted model, not a curated record. The transcript is spliced from 4 exons. The coding region runs from base 1 to 1080 and encodes 359 amino acids.
AUGAAGUCCCAGGCUGCAACUGAAAGGCUGAAGUUUUUUAUCACUCAGUACAAUUUAUCCUUCAUUGCUUUGCAAGAACCAUUCAUCAAGGAGGAUAAGAUUGAAACUUACAAAAAUACACUUGGCAUGCAAGAUUGCUUUGCCAACUCUAGUAACAAGAUUUGGAUUUUCUGGAAAGCUGGCUUUCAUUGGAAGAUUUUCUACAUCUCAAUUGUUUAUGCUAAAUCAAGAUCUACUGGGAGAGAAGACUUAUGGAGAUAUAUGAGGAUCUUUGCCUCCACCAUCGACCAACCUUGGUCAGUUAGUGGGGAUUUUAAUUGUAUCUUAAAUGAAGAAGAGAAAUAUGGAGGAAGACCAUACAGUUUGAACAAAAGCAUCCCCUUUAUUGAUUGUUUAAAUGACUGUGGGCUAUCAGAUAUGGGAUUUACUGGAAAUGCAUUCACUUGGUGUAAUGAGAGAAAGGAACAAGAAAUCAUAUGGAAGAUAUUGGAUAGAGUUUUGGCUAAUGAGAAAUGGGAUGAAGAUAUUGGAAAUACUACAAUUCAACAUUUGCCAAGACUUAGUUCGGAUCAUUGCCCCUUCUCAUCAGAUUUUGUUAUGAAGAAAAAACUUUCAUCAGAUACUUUAAGUUUCUUAAUUUCUGGGCUGAUCAUAAAGAUUUCCUUGAUACUGUCAAGUCUAAUUGGAAAACUGAUACUAAUGGGUGGAUGCAUACUGGAGACAAAAGCACACCUGAAAUGGCAUUUGGAGGGGGAUGAAAACACGAAGUACUUUCAUAACAUUGUCCGGGGAAGGAGGAAACACCUUCAAAUCAACAAAAUCUUGGAUAAUGACAAUUGGCUGGAAGAAGAGGAGGAUGUAGCAGCUGCUGCCGUGAGACCAAUCAGUUUGAGCAAUGUUUCUCAAAAAAUCAUUUCUAAAGUUAUCAAUGAUAGAUUGGCUAAUAUUAUUCCCAAGAUUAUUUCCCCUAAUCAAAGUGGAUUUGUCAAAGGUAGGGCUAUAGGGGAAAAUGUUCUUUUAGCUCAAGAAAUAAUCCAUGAUAUUAGAAAGCCUAACAAAGGGAGUAAUGUUGCUAUUUAA